CGACCAACGUGGACUCCCUGACUCGCAUGUGUCCAGCUCCCAUAUCUCUUUCCAUCUUAGAUCGGGAACUGCAGGCUCUCGAUGAUGACGAUCGCGGUUUGCUAUACGCUGUUCACAGCCAGGAUCUCAGCACGCACCGUGGACAAGACGAGCAGGAUUCACAAUUCGGAGCCCUCCCUGAGGCGCACGAGUGGUACGACCAAUCGGAGUGUGUGGAAUGGCAAGAGGGACCGGUUGACUCCGUCAUGGCCGAAGCUGAUACUGAGGCUACUUGGCAUCCUGACUUUAUCGACGACGAACUUGGCCGACUGGACGACUGGCAGGAGGCUUUCAACGCUCAAAUUGGCCUCGAAGACGCGGCGUUAUCGUACUGGGACGGAGAGCCUGCAGAAGAAGAACGCCCCGAAUCCUACGCCUGCGACCAAGAAUUGUAUGAAGAUGAAGAGGAGAGCUCCGAUAUACUCCAGGGGCCUUCGCGACCACAGACUACUUCGUCAUGGUGCUCGGCAACGUCGGAGCAAGCGAUGUCCUACUCUCCGAGUGCCAUCGCAAGUGAAGUAUCCACGGAGUUGUUGGUUCCGCAAUUCGCUCAAGGUCAAGACGUCGCAAGGAGUCUUCGCGGGCAUUGGUUACCCCAACGGUCGUAACUUUGGCGUCGCAUGUCUGGUCGAUUCUGCGCCUGUAUGUACCUACAGUACGGGCUCUAAACUCGGAGAAUGGAAGAAACGUCUGGUCAAUUCCAUCAUUUGGGUUUUCA
Fomitopsis serialis is the source of this 757-nucleotide messenger RNA. RefSeq lists its product as uncharacterized. Bases 27 to 647 code for a protein of 206 amino acids. The record is from RefSeq and is a predicted model, not a curated record. Lineage: Eukaryota; Fungi; Basidiomycota; Agaricomycetes; Polyporales; Fomitopsidaceae. The transcript has 4 exons.